Erigeron canadensis is the source of this 1789-nucleotide messenger RNA. Its product is annotated as glucomannan 4-beta-mannosyltransferase 1-like. The coding region runs from base 1 to 1584 and encodes 527 amino acids. Lineage: Eukaryota; Viridiplantae; Streptophyta; Magnoliopsida; Asterales; Asteraceae. The record is from RefSeq and is a predicted model, not a curated record. Gene Ontology annotation, cellular component: Golgi apparatus. Gene Ontology annotation, molecular function: mannan synthase activity. The transcript has 9 exons.
AUGAGAAACUUGUUUCGUGCAGAGCCUGGAGUGGGCGCAACCCCUGAUUUUAAAGGAAGUUUCACUGAUGUAUGGCAGAAUAUGAGGGUCACAAUGGUGAUACCACCACUGACUAUUGCAAUUUGUAUAUGUGCGACAAUGUCUAUUAUGAUGUUCAUUGAACGGGUUUAUAUGACUGUCGUGGUUCUUUUGGUGAAGUUCACUGGUAAGAAAAAGUACACACAAUAUAAACUUGAAGCACUGAAAGAAGAUCUGGAGCAGAACAGAAGUUAUCCCAUGGUGUUAGUUCAGAUACCUAUGUACAACGAAAAAGAGGUGUACAAGCUCUCCAUUGGAUCUGUGUGUUCACUUAAAUGGCCAUCGGAUCGUCUCAUAGUUCAAGUUCUUGAUGAUUCCACCAAUGAAGUCCUAAGGGCAUUGGUGGAAUUGGAGUGCAAAAAGUGGAUGCAGAGAGGAGUGAAUGUGAAAUACGAGACAAGAAACAACAGAAAUGGAUACAAAGCCGGCGCACUGCGUGAAGGUUUAAAUAAAGAUUAUGUACUUGAUUGCGAAUUUGUGGUCAUAUUUGAUGCCGAUUUCCAGCCAGAAGAAGAUUUUCUUUGGAGGUCUGUACCUUAUCUUCUUGAAAAUCCAGAACUCGCUUUGGUACAGGCUCGAUGGAAAUUUGUAAACGCUGAUGAAUGUCUCAUGACUCGGCUGCAAGAGAUGUCACUAUCCUAUCAUUUUGCUGUUGAGCAAGAAGUCGGGUCAUCAACUUGUCAGUUUUUUGGGUUCAAUGGGACUGCGGGUGUUUGGCGUUUAAGAGCCAUUGAAGAUGCUGGUGGCUGGAAAGAUCGAACCACUGUGGAGGACAUGGAUCUUGCAGUUCGGGCCAGCCUAAAGGGGUGGAAAUUUGUGUUUGUUGGGGAUUUAGAGGUCAAAAAUGAACUCCCGAGUACCUUCAAAGCUUAUCGAUUUCAACAACAUCGAUGGUCGUGUGGUCCAGCUAAUCUGUUCAGAAAAAUGACCAAAGAAAUUAUUGCUUGUGAGAGAGUAUCCUUCUACAAGAAGUUUCACGUCAUCUACGCAUUCUUCUUUGUAAGGAAGAUCAUAGCACAUUGGGUUACCUUUUUCUUCUAUUGUGUAGUUAUCCCAAUAUGCAUAAUGGUACCUGAAGUUCAUCUUCCAAAACCGAUAGCCAUAUAUAUACCAGCAACAAUCACCAUUUUGAACUCAUCAUGCACCCUAAGGUCAUUGCAUCUUCUUGUCUUUUGGAUCCUGUUUGAGAAUGUCAUGUCUUUCCAUCGAUCCAAGGCAACGAUUAUAGGACUCCUAGGAGCCAACAGAGUCAACGAGUGGGUCGUGACUGAAAAACUUGGGAAUGCAACAAAGCAAAAAACCAACGUUGUUAGGCCACAAAAGAAACCACGUUCACGCUUUGGAGAGAAGCUUCUCUUCUCGGAGUUGUUAAUGGGAUUGUUCCUGCUAUAUGUAGCCUGCUAUGACAUGAUCUUUGGGAAGGAUCACAUGUUUGUUUAUCUGUUACUACAAGCAGGCGCGUUCUUCACUGUUGGAGUUGGGUAUGUCGGUAUAACAACCAGUUAAAUGUUAUUAGUGUCAAUGUUCAUCAAAUUGUUACAGGGAAUUGUGCAAAGUGGUUCAAGUGAGGAGGGCUAUGCUUAAAUGAAUACAAGAGGGAGAGGUGGAAGAGCAUUCCGAUAAAUGGUGGUGUAUUUUUGUUGAAUCAUUAGCAAUGUAUUCAAAUAAAGCUUUUACUAUAAUGCAAUAUGUUAUAAGUAUCACACAUCAA